AUGGUAAUGCGCCGCAAAUACGCGCCGUUCAUUUCCGUGACACUCUUGGCGUGCCUGUUGGUCUUCACGUCAGUGUUUUUGUUUAUGGAUGGCGAUGACAAAGGUAGGUGGGGCGAAGAUCCUACUCUGCGGUAAAAAUAUACCUAUCAAUCUGUCGGAAAAAUAACAGCGGGUCGUCGAAGCCAAAUUUUCCAUCUCAUCGAAAAAAAGGCUACCGUCGCGCACCAAAUCUCCAGCCAUCGCAAUGAGGAUGAUGGGUGAUUCUUGGCGCGGCUUAGGUGCAAGAAGUUUAAAGAACGAAAUAUUUUCGCAUCUUAUUGUGGAGCUUACAGCGCGGGGUUCAUCACAAUAUUUAUAUAUUCUGGAAGCGGAACCUUUACUCUAUACCCAUGCCAAUUUUCAAGUCUCUAUCUUGAACGGCUAGCGAGCAAUGUAUUAAAGAAAGAGGUCCGCUUUGAAAAACUAGAAAAAAAUCGGGGAGACCGGUUGUGUCCCGAAAGUACAGAAUGCCGUGCGUUGUUUUCCCGACGCAACGUCAAACUGAGAUAAGCUAAAACAGUCCGGUGAAUGGAUUGGCAAUUUGCCGAAAAAAUACGCGAAAAAACGUUUUGUCGGGGGAGAAAUGGGGAAUUUUUGGGGCGAGAGAGUACGUUUUUGCGUGUCUUUUUUCUCUCUUUCUCUGCGAAAUCAAGACGAAGUGUAAAAAACCGAUAGCGAAGGGUCUAUUCCGCACACCGGACUCCUGAGUUUGACGUGCGACGCUCUGAUAAAACUUUUCGUGUUAAAAUUCGCAGCAAAAUGUCACAUUUUUGCCUACUUUUGAUCUAAAAAUUUUGGUCAUUUCCGCAAAAUGCGAACUAGGAAUCUCGCUCAUAUCUCAAAAAAACUUAAUCUAAAUUUAAGCCAAAUUUCAUCAAAAUCGCUGCUAGAGAUGAGCUUGAACUUUGCCGCCUUGAACUUGGGUUUCAAAAUCCCUAGCUUGAACUUAAGUCGGCGCCGAUUGCGUCGUUGACGUGAAAAGCAAUACAAUUUUGCCACGAUGCAAUUCACUUUCUCGCGAUUUCCGAUACAACAGGAUGAUCAUUUUCCCGACAGACUGAUAGGAAUUAUCGGUUUUCGAUAGUUUUCAAUCGAAAAAUCUCGGUUUUUCCCUGCAGAGCCCGUUCAAAAAAUCUCGAAAAGGUCAUAAAAAAUCGGUUUUUUUUCAACUUCCGGAAACAUAUUUAUAUUUACAUAUUUGCUAAAAUUUACAGUAGCAAGCAAGAGCAUAGUGAUGGCCAAACUCUCAACCACAACCAUGGAAUCAAUAGAGGCGGACGACGAGACUCCGCAGACUUUAUGGGGCAAUUACUCCAAGCGGCUGACUGUAAAUUCUGCGGCAUGCGGUGGAAUGGCCAAUAUGGUAAGUGAAAAUUUAUUUGACUGACUUUACAUAUUAUCAAUCUGUCGGGGAAAUAAUGUGGAUUGCUCGCAGAAAAAUGCCUCAAUUUGUCGGAAAUUGGCUCAAUCGCGGACCAAAUCCCCAGCCGUCGCAAAGCGAUAAUGGGCAAUUAUAAGGCGCGAUAAAUCCACAUUAUUUUCCCGACAAACUGAUAGUAAAUAUGUACGUAUUACUGUAUUUCUACAAGCUAAAAAAGUGUUUUGAAGGCGGCUGUUUUCAGCUGUUCCGAUUGGCCUUCCUCUUCGGUGUCGGGAAGCGAUUGAAGCGGAAGGCUUACAUGUACGAUGAGUGUGCUGUGGAUUACAAAUUGGAGUUGAUCUCCUAUUUCCCGAAUCUUGCGGGUCUGGAGUUUCGGGUAGGCUCAUUUUUCGAAUAAAUUGGGUGUUCGAGUUUAGCUGGAAGACCGAAAUUACACUCCCAUCAAUUUUGGGGAACUGGACUGGACCAUGGAUGAUUUUAAAAAGUAAGUUGGGUUAUAUGUAUUUAAUAAUAUUCAUAUCGACACUUUGAUAUCUUGGAAAUAAGUUUUCUUUAAAUUUAAGCGUCCUUAUCAGUCUGUCGGGGAAAUAAUGUGGAUUCGUUGGGACUUGGAAACGCCCAUCGUUGCUUUGCGACGGUUAUCUGGAGAUUUCGACUGCGAGGAGGCAAGAAAUUUUUCUACGACAAAUCCACAUUAUUUUCCCGACAUCCCUGAUAUUUAGAAAGGAUAUUAUUUUUUAAAACUUUGAAUCACUUUUUUUACUUUUUUGUCGCCGGAAAAGCUUGUGUCUAUAAUUCGCGGCGCCGUCUUAGUAUUGAGAAUCACCCAAAACCGAUCAAUUUUCUGCCUGAUUCGCGGAAUGCUGCACUGGCAAUGAUUCAGCGGAAUUUUUGAGACGUCAACAUUCAGCCACCAAAGGCAGGGGUGGUCAGCGGACCCUAUUUUUCCGAUUUUCGGCCCGCGGCCCGGCCCGUCUUGUCUUUUUCCAGGCCCGGCCCGGCCCGUGCAGGCCCGUUUAUAGAGGGUUGAACUGCGCCCAAGCUUGGGAUCUAAACUUAGGCAAAAAAGGCGUUGAUCUAGUUAGUAAAGGAUCAAUGUGAUUGUUUUGUGGUUUUAUAAUGGAACUAUAGACUUGUAAACGUUUUAGAACUUGAGAAACAGCAACUAUAACAACAUCAAUUAAUUUUCCCGGCGCAAAAACAAUGAAUGCCAACGAUUUGGCAUUAUAAUUUAGACGGGCCGGGCCGGAAAAAACCCCAGGCCCGCGGCCCGGCCCGGCCUGUGACGGGCCCGGCCCGUUUGUCAAAUUUCCAUUUUUGAGCCCGGCCCACUGACCCCCUGACCAAAGGGCCGCCAAACAAAACAAAUAUUCUGCCUCAAAAAUUAUGGCAAUUUUGUAGUUCUCAAUUUUUGCCCAUUAUUUUCCCGACAGACUGAUAAAAUUCCCCUGAUUUUUCUUUUUUCAGACUAGAGAACGCCAGCAAUGUGGACACGAUCAUGGUGACCGGCCAGUACUUGCAGUCGUUCAAGUACUUUCACAAAUACAAGCCGGCAAUUCGCAAGGUUUUCCGGCCCUCGAAAGCGAUCCAAGCCUUUAUCAAGGGCUAUGUGGACAAUGCGUUCCCCAAUUCCACCUCCCACAAACUCUGCAUUCAUAUCCGGCGCGGCUUCGAAGGCCACUACAUGAUUGUCAGCGAACCGCAUUUCACACUUCAUGUAAGGGCUCUUACAGGAAAUUUGAUGAUUUUUUUGCGGGUUUAGGCAGCUCAAACAGUAUCGGACUACCUGAAGGAGUCGUUGAAUAUCUCUGAAGUGGAUGCGAUCAUCUUCUCGGAUGAUCGGGACUUUGCCCGGAUGGCGGCGGCUGCUAUUAUGGUGAGUUUGGUGAAGGCAAAAGAGACUGCCAAAUGUGUCGGGAAAAUAAUAAGCGCAAUGCGGGGCGUUGCGGCAGAACUCUCCCCCUUUUCUUAACUUCCCCCUUUUUGAACACUCUCCCGCAUUUUGAAAAUUGAAAAAAAUGAGGUGCAACAUGUUAUACGAUGAAAUUUUUUUUCCAAUUGAAAAAAUGAGGUGCGACAUGUUAUACGAUGAAAUUUUUUUUCCAAUUGAAAAAAUGAGGUGCGACAUGUUAUACGAUGAUUUUUUUUUUCAAAUUGAAAAAAAAUUAGAUGUGACAUGUUAUACGAUGAAAUUUUUUUUUCAAAUUGAAAAAAAUUAGAUGUGACAUGUUAUACGAUGAAAUUUUUUUUCCAAUUGAAAAAAUGAGGUGCGACAUGUUAUACGAUGAAUUUUUUUUUCAAAUUGAAAAAAAAAUUAGAUGUGACAUGUUAUACGAUGAAAUUUUUUUUUCAAAUUGAAAAAAAUUAGAUGUGACAUGUUAAACGAUGAAAUUUUUUUUUCAAAUUGAAAAAAUUAGGUGUGACAUGUUAUACGAUGGAAUUUUUCUUCAAAUUGAGAAAAAUUGGGUGUGACAUGUUAUACGAUGGAAUUUUUUUUUUCAAAUUGAAAAAAAUGAGGUGUGACAUGUUAUACGAUAAAAAAAAUUUUCAAAUUGAAAAAAAUUAGAUGUGACAUGUUAUACGAUGGAAUUUUUCUUCAAAUUGAGAAAAAUUGGGUGUGACAGUUUAUACGAUAAAAAAAUUUUCAAAUUGGAUAAAAGAGGGCUCUUAAUUUUCCCGACAGACUAAUAGCAAUUUUUCAUAAAGUGCACGGACAGUUUGUCGCCGUCUGCACUGUGCGUGCACUAAACACGCACACUCCUCCUUUUGCACAGUGCAUUUCAAUUUUUCGCGUUUUGCAUUUUGCACUGUGCAUUUGAAAUAUCGGUGCGAUGUUUCAAUGACGGGCGAUUGCAACGCGCGACAGUCCACAUUAUUUAUCCGACAGACUGAUAGAUAGAAAAACUGAUAGAAAAAAAAUUUUUGGAUUACUUCGGAUUUUUUACAGGGCUUUCUUUAUUCGUAUCUUGCUUUGUUACAAAGCCAACACACUGUUUUUUCAGAACAAAACGGACAUCGGGCUGGCGCACGCGUCCGUGAUUAUGAACCGGGCCGAGGAGAUGAGCAUGGCCCACUCGGUGUGCGACUCGAUGAUCCUCACCUCGGCCGGCUCCACGUUCGGCUGGUGGAUGGGGUAUUUGAUGCGAGAGGAGGCGCAGAAACGCGUCUUCUACAACGGGCUCAUGUUUAAGGUGACUUUUUUGGGGCUUUAUCGAUUUUUUACGGCCUCAACGUCAUAUGUAAAAUAUAAAAAAAUUUUCAGGAAAGAGCCAAAAACAUGAUGCGACAGUUCAAAGAGAACGAUUACAUUCCACCGAAAUGGCGGAGGAUACAGGAGUUCGACCACGAGGUCUUCUUUUACAGCCGAAAAAAGCCCUCCAUUUUGUAUUGA
Messenger RNA from Bursaphelenchus xylophilus (pine wood nematode), 4811 nucleotides. Lineage: Eukaryota; Metazoa; Nematoda; Chromadorea; Rhabditida; Aphelenchoididae. The record is from the annotation of a GenBank genome assembly.